CACUAUGCAAGGUAACACAGCGGCUGUCCCGGCAGUGACGGAACCCCUUCUGGGAGGGACAUCAAAUAGUCGAGGGAAGGCGCAGCUGGGCGAGGGCAUCCUUCUGCUUCUCAUAUCGGCACUGGGCUUCUCUACGAUGAGUUGUCUAGCCUCCAUGAGCAGGAGUGCCCCCAUUGCCGAGCCGCAUGGAGGCGGACAACCUACAGGGCUGGGUCAUCAUCAGGGGCGUAUUCGGAGCACUAAGCAACUGGAUACUGUACUAUUCCCUUUCUCAGCUGCCUCUGGCGGACUCCUCUAGUCUGUUCUUCACACAGCCCAUGUUUACUUUAAUUCUAGCUCCAUUGGUGAUUAAUGAGAGUAUUGCUCCUAGGCAGGUUUUGGCUGUGCUGAUGGCAGUCUGUGGGGUUUUCUGUAUUGCUCGUCCAGCAUGGCUCUUCGGCGCGGCAUCAGCUUCUACUACUGCAGUGAUGCAUAAUAUAGAUCCACAGAUACCCAGAUGGCUGGCUGUCAUAGUAUGCCUCAGUGGGAGUUUCGUGGCCUCCCUCGUAUUCAUAACAGUCACUCAUAUUGGCAAAAGAGCACACUGGGCACAGCUUGUGUUCUCGUUUGCUGCCUUCGGUACAGCAGUCGCUAUAAUACCCCUAUGUUUUCAAUGGUCUCCUUUAAGAAUGCCAUCUACCCCUUGGCCCUAUGUCAUGUUAUUCUCGCUUGGCUGCUGUGCCCUGCUAGGCCAGUCUACAUUCAAUCAUGGCAUCCAGUUGUGCCAGUCAGCGGUCACCAGCUCCCUGGUCAGGCAAGUAGACCUGAUCUUUGCCUUCGUUUAUCAGGCUCUUUUUCUCAACCACCCUUUAACGUGGUAUUCUCUAACGGGUGGUUUUUUUGUCCUUUGCGGAGCAUUGGUGGACGCUCUCCCGAAACUGGUCACUGAGCUCAAGUCUAGGGGAUAUAUCGGCGUAGUAAGAUCAAGCCGCAAAGUCGAAAAUGUGUAAUGACUUCCAAAAUGGUUUUUGAGGAGCUUUUGUGGUAUCUGUUCAUAAUCGGCGAUUCAACGUGGGAAGGACGUUGAUAGAGAUUCGUCCGAUUUUACAUCUCAAUGUAGCAGUGGCAGUGCCCUAUUACUUGUGUAAUAUCAUAUUUCA
Perkinsus marinus ATCC 50983 is the source of this 1139-nucleotide messenger RNA. RefSeq names its product Transmembrane protein, putative. The transcript is spliced from 6 exons. NCBI's taxonomy places the organism in Eukaryota, Perkinsozoa, Perkinsida, Perkinsidae. Bases 186 to 989 code for a protein of 267 amino acids. Gene Ontology annotation, cellular component: membrane. The record is from RefSeq and is a predicted model, not a curated record.